ACAAAGCUUUAAGUUAAUUGGUAGAGUUUUUUAGGCAAGACAUGAGGAGUCGCGGUGGUGGCCUCACCGGAGGUCGCCGGUUGCCACACAUGUUGGUGGUGUUAGCCUUGUUGGCUAUUUCUAAUGUAGUUUCUGGGGAUAAUAGUUAUUUGUAUUCUUCACCUCCGCCUCCUGUGUAUCAAUAUAAAUCUCCUCCGCCACCUUCUCCAUCUCCACCACCUCCCUAUGAGUAUAAGUCUCCACCACCGCCAGUGCAUUCGCCUCCCCCACCAUAUGUAUACAAGUCUCCUCCACCGCCAUCACCAUCGCCUCCCCCACCAUAUGUAUACAAAUCUCCUCCACCACCAUCACCAUCGCCUCCCCCACCAUAUGUAUACAAGUCUCCUCCACCGCCAUCACCAUCACCGCCACCACCAUAUGUUUACAAAUCUCCCCCACCACCUUCACCUUCACCGCCACCUCCAUACUAUUACAAAUCUCCACCGCCACCCUCACCUUCCCCUCCUCCACCUUAUUACUAUAAAUCUCCUCCACCCCCUUCACCAUCUCCUCCUCCGCCUUAUUACUAUAAAUCUCCUCCACCUCCUUCACCAUCUCCUCCUCCGCCUUAUUACUAUAAAUCUCCUCCUCCACCAUCACCAUCUCCUCCUCCACCAUACUAUUAUAAAUCUCCUCCUCCACCCUCACCUUCACCGCCGCCCCCCUACUACUACACCUCUCCACCUCCGCCCAAGAAAUCACCACCUCCUCCUUAUUACUACACCUCUCCCCCACCACCAGUUAAAUCACCACCCCCUCCAUACCAUUACUCAUCACCGCCACCACCUGUAAAGUCUCCUCCUCCACCAUACUACUACUCUUCUCCACCACCACCAAUGAAAUCGCCCCCUCCUCCAUACUACUACACCUCUCCACCACCACCCAAGAAAUCACCCCCCCCUCCUUAUUACUACACCUCUCCCCCACCACCAGUUAAAUCACCCCCUCCUCUAUACUACUACUCUUCUCCACCACCACCAAUGAAAUCGCCCCCUCCUCCAUACUACUACACCUCUCCACCACCACCCAAGAAAUCACCACCCCCUCCUUAUUACUACACCUCUCCCCCACCACCAGUUAAAUCACCACCCCCUCCAUACCAUUACUCAUCACCACCACCACCUGUAAAGUCUCCCCCUCCUCCAUACUACUACUCUUCUCCGCCGCCACCUAAAAAGUCUCCUACUCCAUACUAUUACACUUCCCCCCCACCACCCAAGAAAUCCCCUCCAUCUCCAUAUUAUUACACCUCACCACCACCACCAACUCAUUAUUAUCCUCCACAUCAUGAUCAAUUAGUUGUUAAAGUUGUUGGAAAAGUGUACUGCUUCAAAUGUUACGAUUGGGCAUAUCCUAAGAAAUCCCAUAACAUGAAACAUCUCAAAGGUGCAAUAGUUGAGGUAACUUGUAUGGCCGAUGAAAAGAAAAUUGUGGCAUAUGGAACCACCAAGAUCAAUGGAAAGUAUAGCAUUGAAGUUAAAGGAUUUGACUACAAGAAAUAUGGAGGAAAGGCAUGCAAGGCUAAACUUCACACACCACCCAAGGGUUCCAAGUGUAACAUCCCUACUAACUUUCAUAUGGGCAUUAAGGGUGCUACACUAAGUGUAAAAUCAAAGACACUUUAUGAAGUUGUUCUCUAUGCAAAACCAUUUGCUUAUGCCCCAAAGACUCCUUAUGAGAAAUGUGAGAAACCCAAAUCUACCCCUCUUCCAUACUACUACAAAUCUCCCCCACCACCAACUUACUACUACAAAUCACCACCCCCUCCUUCACCCUUGCCUACACCAACAUAUUCUUAUAAGUCACCUCCACCGCCAUCUCCAUCACCACCACCACCAUAUUAUUACAAAUCUCCUCCUCCACCAUCACCCUCUCCUCCACCACCUUAUUAUUAUAGAUCCCCACCUCCCCCAUCACCGUCACCUCCACCACCAUACUAUUACAAAUCUCCUCCUCCUCCAUCACCGUCACCCCCGCCACCAUACUAUUAUAAGUCUCCACCACCCCCAUCUCCAUCGCCACCACCACCCUACUACUAUAAAUCUCCUCCUCCUCCAUCACCGUCACCCCCGCCACCCUACUAUUAUAAGUCUCCACCACCGCCAUCUCCAUCACCACCACCACCCUACUACUACAAAUCUCCUCCUCCACCCUCACCCUCUCCUCCUCCACCAUACUAUUACAAGUCUCCACCUCCUCCAUCGCCAUCACCCCCGCCACCAUACUAUUAUAAGUCUCCACCACCACCAUCUCCAUCGCCACCACCACCCUACUACUACAAAUCUCCUCCUCCACCCUCACCAUCUCCUCCUCCACCAUACUAUUACAAGUCUCCACCUCCUCCAUCGCCAUCACCCCCACCACCAUACUAUUAUAAGUCUCCACCACCCCCAUCUCCAUCGCCACCACCACCCUACUACUACAAAUCUCCUCCUCCACCCUCACCCUCUCCUCCUCCACCCUACUACUACAAGUCUCCACCACCCCCAUCACCAUCUCCUCCACCUCCGUACUACUAUCAAUCCCCUCCUCCACCAUCCCCAUCUCCCCCACAGCCAACAUACAUUUACUCUUCUCCACCCCCACCAACCAAGUACUAAGCUUUAAUUGCUCUUCCAGUUUUUGUUGUAUACCAGAUCUUCCAUCCAAUUGUGGAAUAAAUGAAGGCUUCUUGAAAGGAAGAUUCGGACAUCAUUUAUUAUAAUUUAUUUGUCAAAUAAAGGCUCCGUCCUUAUUGUAUCAUUUUAUUCUAUA
This is a messenger RNA of Ipomoea triloba (trilobed morning glory), 2793 nucleotides long. RefSeq names its product extensin-2-like. Gene Ontology annotation, molecular function: structural constituent of cell wall. NCBI's taxonomy places the organism in Eukaryota, Viridiplantae, Streptophyta, Magnoliopsida, Solanales, Convolvulaceae. Bases 42 to 2639 code for a protein of 865 amino acids. Gene Ontology annotation, biological process: plant-type cell wall organization. The record is from RefSeq and is a predicted model, not a curated record. The transcript has 3 exons.